Messenger RNA from Gadus chalcogrammus (walleye pollock), 3907 nucleotides. Its product is annotated as major histocompatibility complex class I-related gene protein-like. Gene Ontology annotation, cellular component: external side of plasma membrane. The record is from RefSeq and is a predicted model, not a curated record. The coding region runs from base 138 to 1361 and encodes 407 amino acids. Gene Ontology annotation, biological process: immune response. Lineage: Eukaryota; Metazoa; Chordata; Actinopteri; Gadiformes; Gadidae. The transcript is spliced from 7 exons.
UCCUAUUGGUCCAGUCCGGCCUCUCCCUCGUGAUCAGUCUCUUGUUCGCUGGUUUCCUGGUCAGUGCGUCUGAUGCUCGAGUCGGAGUCACGUCUCUGUGGAUAAUCUCAUCGAGCUGUUCUUCUGAAUACAUCGAUAUGAAGGCGCUAAUAGGGCUGCUGCUGUUGGUCUUUGGUCACGGUGUGUCCUCAGUGCUUCACUCUAUGCAGUAUUUCUACACGGCGUCGCGUGGACUUUCAACCUUCCCAGAGUUUGUUGCUGUUGGGAUGGUGGAUAAAGUUCAGAUUGGGUACUAUGACAGCAACAUACAGAGUAUAGUGCUGAAACAGGCCUGGAUAGACCAGUUCCACAGUGAUCAUCCAGGUGAACUGGAGAGGUACACUAGAAUGGUUCAAGGUAACCAGCAGAGCAUCAAAUACGAAUUUGGGAUUCUGAAGAUCUUGAACCAGAGAGGAGGUGUCCACAUUUUUCAGAGGUUGUUUGGUUGUGAGUGGGAUGAUGAGGAUGGUACUGCUGAUGGUAAUGAACAGUAUGGUUAUGAUGGAGAGGACUUCAUAUCGUUUGACCUGGAGACCCUGACCUGGGUCGCUGCAGUACCUCAGGCUGUCCCCACCAAACAGAGAUGGGAUGGGUCACGAAAUUGGAAUGAACAGAAGAAGUACUUCCUCACCAAGGAGUUUGUUGAUUUGCUGAAGGAGCUCCUGGUCUAUGGGAAAAGCACUCUGCAGAGAACAGAGCGUCCGUGGGUGUCUCUGCUCCAGAGGAGCCCCUCCUCCCCAGUGGUGUGCCAUGCUACAGGCUUCUACCCUGACAGGGUGGUGGUGUUCUGGAGGAGAGACGGCCAGGAGCUCCAUGAGCAGGUGGACCCCGGGGAGGUCCUCCCCAACCACGACGGGACCUUCCAGGUCAGCGUGGACCUCAACCUCACGGCCGUCCCACAGGAGGACUGGGGGAGGUACGAGUGUGUUGUCAAGCUGAGAGGCAUCGAGGACAUCUCCACCCCCCUGGACCCCGCCCUCAUCAGGACCAACUGGGAGGACCAGAGUGGCCCCACCGUCCCCAUCAUCAUUGGGUUCCUUGUUCUCCUCCUCGCUGCUGCUGCUGCUGUUGUUGGAGUCCUUCUGUACAAGAAGAGGAACGGUUCUGACACCAGCUCUGAGAACACUGAGGGGCAGAAUCCGGCUCCUGAGGCCCAACCUCUGACUACAGUUCAAAGUUCAAUCGUAAAGGGGCUUCUCAUGUUCAGCUCAAGCCCCGAGGAGCUGUGCAUCAAUCCACUAGUGCUCAGCGGCCAAGCCUGGUAUUGCAGCUGUUUAAGCGGGCUGUGGACGGGUCCCUCGAUUCAAGGGGCCCAGAAGUAGAUAUCUCCGUCACUCCAAUACAAGUGGGGGACAGGAAUGUGUCUCCGCAAAAAAUGUCUGGAUAUCAAUCAAUGGCUCAUAAUUAUCUUUAUGCCAUGUCCUAAAAAAAAUGUAAGUUUUUUCUUUUCAAACAACAACCUCAAGCGAUUUAUUAGCCGUUCUCCUCUAUUUUUUGCUGGAGAAGGAGGGGUGUGCAGCUGAAAGGAGUCGUAGUGAAACAAGUGUUUCGACCUGGCAUCCGAGAGGGCCUAGUUCAGUGCUCGGUUAACGUGUCCGAUUUCUAGACUGGUUCAGCUGCUGCUCAAUAACUCUCGGUCCUCUGCUUGCGAUCAUUGUGAUUCACCAUAUAUUGAUCAAUUUAUUCAAAAGAUCCAAAGACAAAGAACAGGUGCAUUACGGUAUCAAUUUAUAUUAUUGUUAAUAGUCUAAUUAACAUUUCAGCGUUGGUAUUUCCUUUUUCAUUUGCUUGUUUAGCAACUAUGUAUGACAGUUAACAAUGUUGGUGAAUUACAAUUAUUUAUAAUAAUAAUAAUUCAUUAUAUUUAUAUAGCGCUUUAUAUGUGUAGGCCACUCCUACAUAAGUUAUUGAUUGCAUUUUUCGUAAAUAGUUGGAAGGAAUCUGUUUCUUAAGCAGUGUGACACUUGGAGCUUGCAUGACGGAGCACAAGUUGGCACAAAGCACUCAAAACUGCAAAAAUAAAUUGUUCAAUUUGUAACAUGCUUGGCUCUGGCAUGCACAUAAACUGGGGAGGCCACAUGCAGGGUAAAGGAAUAACAAUUAUUUAUUAAAUAAGAUUGAACAGAAACUAAGGUAAAGUUAAUGGGAUGUGGUGUAAGUCAGUAAUAUGUGAUGUAACCAAAAGUGUGGUGUGAGAUCAGUCAUGGAAACAACCAAACAAAAGCUUAAAGCCAGCAGAGGAGAGGAGAUUGGGGGAUUGGCACGGCAGGUCUAUUCUACACUCCCCAAUCAGCAGGGUCAUUGCACACACCUGAGACCUUCUUCUUCUUCUUCUUUCGAGUUUAUUUGGCGGUUGGCAAACCAAUAUGGUGCAUUACCGCCACCUACUGUUUGUUUUAGAGCUUCGAUGGAGGUUAUACGUUAUAAACUAUGCAAAAGAACAAAGGUAAAUAAACAAAAUCAUAUAAAUAGAAAACAACAGAUUAAAUUAUAAUCUGUCAAAUAAACCUGUUGCUUUUAGAUAACUCAAUACAUGUUUCCAUGCUGGUGGUCUCAGUGAGGAAAAGGAGAGUAAACCCUCUAAGGUCAAGCUUGUUUGACCCAAAGCUUUAACAUUUUUCAACAGCUCCCUUCUCUCCAAAUUGUACGCUUCACAUCGUAGUAAAACAUGCUCCACUGUUUCUCUUUGGGCAAACCCCUGUUUCAUGUUUGCCUAUGAUGUUCAUGGUUAAGACAUGUGUGCCCUAUGCGUAGUCUUGUGAUGAUAACCUCACAUCUUCUGUUCCAGCAGCCCUGUCUCCUUGUUACCACCUGCCUCUGGAUUCUAUGCAGGAACCGACCCUUAUUUUCCCUAUCCCAUUGUUCUUGCCACACCUUGUUGAUUUCUGAUUUAAUUAUUGUUUUAACUUCAGAUUUACUUAAUGGAACACCCAGCUGUAUAUCCUGUUUCAGUGCCUUUUUUGCCAACAUGUCGACAACCUCAUUGCCUUCUACUUCAGCAUGGGAUGGGACCCAUAAAAAGCCCACCGUUAUUUGCAUUCUUUCUAUUUUAAACAAACUCUGAAGAACCUCAUAAACUAGAUCAGGCCUACAGGUAGAUUUGCCAUUUGAAAUGCUGAUUAGAGCUGCCAUUGAGUCUGAGAUGUCAAAUGAUGCAUCUACUUGACCUUCCCUCUUCUAUCCACCAGAGAGCCAAUAAAAUGGCUAACAGCUCCACUGUGAAUACUGCUAAAUGAUCUGACGUUCUUUUGAUAAUUGAUACACUAAACUGUGGUAUGUGUACUGCUGCCCCUGUCCUACCUGUGUCUGGGUCUUUUGACCCGUCUGUAAAAAUUUGAAUUGACCCGUUAUACUUAUCACUUAUAUACUGUUGUAUCCUACUAUUCAUCCCUCCAAAUUCAUUACAUUGUUUUGAUUUCUUAAUAAUUUCAAGAUCUACUGUCGGCAUGGGGGAAAGCCAAGGGGGAGUUGCUGGUAGUGGUAGGCUACUGUACAGCUAUGUGUUAAAUUGGAUAUCCCUAACUCCCUGCCAGAGCUAUCUCCUACCCAUCCAAAACUAUUUAGCUUUGUACCCCCAUGCUCCCAGCAUGGCUCUAGAACUGAUUUGGUUGGAUGAUCUUGUGUGUUUCCUUGCAAAUUAGUCCAGUAUGCCAUGGACAACUGCAUACGCCUCAAAUAUAAUGGUAACUCUCCAACCUCCACCUGUAGAGCUGCAACUGAUGAAGUCUUGAAUGCCCCACAACACAGCCGGAUGGCCUGUGCCUGUAUUACAUCACAUUUGGUAAGAUGUGACUUUGCAGCUGAACCAUAUGCAAUACACGCAUACUCUAAUGCUGAUCUGAUUACGGCAAUGUACAUUUGCUUAAGG